CUGGGGGGACUCGUAGCCUAUUAAAAAUAAGAACCAAAAUCCAUAGUGGAAGUAUUUCAGGAGCAGUUAGCACCUCUAUCUACUCGUAGUUUAGAAGUUGAAGCAUUAAUGUUGGAUUUGUCCUAAAAGGGAACCACUACAACUCAGCAUUUUAUAUGGUAGGCUACUUCCUCAACAAAUAUCAACCAUAACCAGGCGGAGAAAUACAUUUUAAAGUAUGUUUUUUCUUUGUGAAAAAGGCAAGAGGCGGAUUUUCAGUAGGCCUACUACCACAACUAGAUACUGAAAAAAACUGAACUAGUUUUUAUUUCCUAUUCCGUUUUAUUGAAAAACGCAUUGGACGAGGAAUAAACUAGAAACCUCAUAAAUUCAUAUUUAUACUUUUGUGUGGGAGAGCGAGAAAAGUGCCACAAUUGGACAUUGAGUAUUUCACUAUGGAAGAAAAUUCUAAUGGCAAUAGAGAGCAUCAAGAUUCGGGCGAAGAGUCCAACAGAGCUAUUCUUCCUCUUCUCCAAGCACCUGGGAACCAGCAACCGCACCGGAUCACCAACUUUUAUAUUGAUAAUAUUUUACGACCAGACUUUGGACGGAGGAAAGAUGGGACUUUUAAUUAUGAUGAGAAUCACCUCAAUGGACGAGAGAAUAGUCCUGGCCUUCCCCCAAAAUCUGGGCAGUUCGGUGGGACGGUGUCAGGGGAAGGAACAUCGAAUUCUCGUUCAGUCAGUGAGCCAAAAAAAGCAGAUAUUGUUGCAGAUACGCUUCUCAAGCCCGGAGAAGAAAUUGGAGAUCAGUGCCUGAGCUCCGACUCGGAAAGUUCUCAUGCCAAUUCUGCACCUUCGUCGAAACCUAUGCUCUGGCCAGCCUGGGUGUAUUGUACAAGAUAUUCGGACCGACCAUCAUCAGGGCCAAGAUCUCGAAAACCAAAGAAGUCGACCACGACAACGACACCAAGCAAGGAUGACAAGCGUCCAAGAACGGCCUUCACAGCAGAACAGCUCCAGAGACUAAAAACGGAGUUUCAGACUAAUCGGUACCUGACCGAACAGAGAAGACAAAGUCUGGCACAAGAACUCGGCCUCAACGAAUCUCAAAUUAAAAUCUGGUUUCAAAACAAGAGGGCCAAAAUAAAGAAGGCUACUGGAAAUAAAAACUCUUUAGCCUUGCACCUGAUGGCACAAGGACUAUACAAUCAUGCCACAUCAUCUAAGGAUGAAAAAUCAGACAGCGAUUGAAGAAAAAUAAACAAUGCAAUAAAUAACUUUAAAGGGCCAGUGUACAUAAUACCAGCAGAUAUUUAAACAUGAAUGAGACAGGAUUUUGCAAUUUUCUGUAGCCUAUAUACAGUAUAUAGGGACUAAACCAUUUUGUGUUUUGACACUUGCCAUGUACUCCCUGAAACUUUAGAAUGCUUCAUCAUCAUUAAAGUUUGUUGGGUUUUUGUUGGGUUUUUAGCAAGUUGUUCUUUUUUUUUUGUUGGUAGGCGUACUUGACUUUGUGGACAUGUUUAACGAAAUAAUGAAAACAGGCUGAAGUCCAAAGAUUUUUUCUGCUGCAUUUUGCAAACUGUGAAUUUAAAUAGCCUAAAUUGUGUUUAUCUAUGAUUUUAAUUUUUAUCACACUGUUUCGUUGUAUUUUGAUGUUUAUGUUGAAAAUACAUUUGAGGUUCCUUUGUUUUGUGUAAAAAAUACAGCCUUUCUGAGUUGAUAUGGAGGGACCAUACGCAUUGAAUUAUGCGUAUUAUCUGAUAAGAAUGUCUUUUUAUAUUCGAAUUCUGCAUUAGCUAGGCUAUAGUUCUCGUGAGCAUUACAUUUGAAUUAUUUCAGCAAAAUAAUUCCGCUUUGGGUAGGCCUAGACUACUUAUAGGCUAUUGAUAUGAGACAGAUUUGAUACAAAUAAAUAUAUUCAACAGGCCUAUACGUUACUUUAAACUUGACCCAAACUAUAGAAAUGAGUUGAGGCUAAAAAGGAAUGUAACCUAACUUAACUUUCACUAAAGGACCUCUGUUGAAAUAGAUAGCAUAUUGUAAGAAAAACAAAACAGUAUUAUAUAAACCGAAAUAUGUGUCUGGUAUGCAAGCGCAUAACACCAACUUCCAUUGGUUAACAAUGCUAAGUCAUGCGCGCUUAGCUCAUAUCCAAUGGGUUUUAAAUAGGGAGGAGUGGUGGAUGGCAACAACUGGAAUUGAACAGAUAUCCAUUUUGAAAUUAUCAUGGAAAUGCAAUCGUUUUGGGUCAGUUCCACUACCAACAAAAUACAUUUUUACCCCGGCUCAAAUCAGGAUUUCAGUGCCAAGUGAAGCCUAUACGGACUGUAUGUCUUCAUUUCAAUCAUUAUAGUUUUAUUAACAACUUCAGGGAUGAAGUAACGUCAACGGGCGUCAUAUAUAGGUUUACUGUACAAAUAAUGUAGGCAAUAGAUACGGUAAAGAGGUCAAUCGAACUCGACCAAAUCACUGGAAUUGCCAUGGAAACGAUUAGGGGAAAGGGCCAUGGGGUCAAGAUCUCGAGUCUCAUUGUCCCCCAGCAAAAGUAGCCUAAAUUUAGGCUAUUGUUUAUAUGUGUAUUUCACACUAUGUUGAGGUAAAACUCGGAGUAUAAUACGUGUAUGGAUGUCAACCACAAACACAUGUUCAUGUAAUCGUUACCAAUCAACUGCAUUACAGUUACAAACGAAUUUGACUACCACCACCGAUUUCUGUACGCUAGCUAUGCUAACCAGUUUAUACGAGCAGGAGUUAGCAUUUAGCAGUCACUUCUUCUAAACCUGAAAAGGGACAACUUCUACAUGUUAUGCAGCGAAAACAGCCAAAUAUAUCCAAAAUCGGACUUAAGUAACCAUAUUGUGGGCCUGUUACAAUAUAUGACAGAUUUAAAGAAAAUACACUUUGUUAGAGCAGAUCUGUUGAAUGUGCGCCAAUCUGGUCUGCGUUCCAUUGAAUCCUUUACCGCACCUAUCUAUAUCAAAUAGUCCAUGCGUUCUAUAGUAUGAAAUCCAUAUUAUUUGCAAAUAACAUAACAUUCAUAUUUAUGAACAAUACUCAUAGUCUACGUGGUCAUGUUUCUCGAAAAGAGACUUCUGGAAUGUUUACAUAACUUAUUUAUCUUGCAAUACCUUGUUUUUGUGAAUGAAACGUUUAGAGGCCUUUGCAUGAAAGCUGCAAUCUGUCACCUGUAUAUCAUGUGAGACAAACGUUGCUGUAUCCAUACCAAAUUGUGGUCUUAUGAUGUGAAUUUAUCUUUCAUUGUCAAUAUUAAAGUGUGUGUAAAUUAAAAUCCAAACUUAAAACACACUUUGCCUUAAAAGUUCCGUAAAUGAACUUUUCUUAUGAGUACUGUGCUACAAAGAACUAACACAUUACAUGUUUCUAUCAGGAAUGGGCUAUUACCAUUAGAGAUGGUAUACAACGUGAAUUUACAACAUCAUUUUGAAACCUGUAUAAAGAAGGACAAAGUUUUGGUUGUGUUUUUUCCCCCCCAGUAUUCUUUGAUAUCAGACAAAUGUAAAUAAUUUGUAUCAUAACCUUGUAUUUAACUGUAAGUAAAUAAACCACAAGAAUACUAACACACUUUUAAAUCCUUUAUUUUCUUUUGUGCUUAUAAACAAUAAACAACAUAAUUAGUACUCUUAAAAUACAGGCUGACUAAUAGCCUACUGUUAAUUCAGAAACAUCCACUCUGGAAAUAAUUUCUGAGGCAUAAAUGUGAUAUGGCCAAGUCACAUGUGUGUUGAAACAACGUAAUAUCAAUUAGCAUAACAAUUACUGGCCUGUCUUGAAGGUUAAUGAGACAGCAGGGGAAAUUUCAUUCUGCUAACCAGUACAGAACAAAAUGUGGGCAAUAGGGCAACUUCAAAAUAUUUUCCUCUAAUAAGCAGUUGGUAUGUUUUUGGAAUAUACUAUGAUGCGAGUUCACUGUUGGAUGGGCUAGCUCUCAAUAGACAUAUGUGGACUUGUUUUCUCAUAAAGAGUAAACAGCAUUGUGUAAUUGGCUAUUUGCAGGUGGUCCUCAGCUAAAUAAACCUUGAAAGAAUACAUUAUUUCAUGCAUCAAAAUUUUGGUUAUACUUUAUUUCACAGUCUGCAAUUAAAGUGGUGUUUACAUUGACAUUAAAUGCUAGUAAUGGCCUACUGUAAUAGGACUACUUGCAGAGUUCAAGUUCCUUAAAAAAAAGUUGAAUUGUUCAAAAUGAACAGAAUUCAAACAUGGUAUAUAGAGAAAGUAUCUUGUCCCCAAUGACAAUGGAAAAUAUGACUGUUAGUUUCACCAGGCAAACAGUCUAAAAUGUAUUUACUAAAUGAAAACUACUACCGAAAUGUUGACCACAAAAAAAGUUACACAUGAACUUGCACCAAGGCGCACCAUGAUGUUAUAGACAGCCUAAGUGAUAUGCAGCAUAGUAUACCUCAUGUUAGUCGGGUGACCACCCCACAAGUCAUAGCGAAGUCAAAAUACAGAUUUCCAUUUCUCAAGUCAACGGUGCACUAUGCUGAAUGCAAGCCACCUAUACUUAGUAGUCAUGAAUAGAGCUUAGGAGCCUAACAUGAAGACCCAGCAUCUCAACAGCAAAAUGUAGUACAGUUGUACACAUUAUUUCUGUAUCCCAGAAAUUGCUUAAAAAUGUGCCAAAACUCUUUAAGGAAAUCAAAGUGUUGUAGGAAUCCCAUGACAGCAUCUUCACUCAGUUGCUACAAAUAACAUUUACCUUGAAAUAAUUUGCUCUGUCAGACAUGUCCACAGCAGAUAACAAAGUGGGAAUUAAAAGCUUAUGGAAACAUUCAAACUAGUAGGUUCAAUAAGAUACAUAUCCUCAUUAAAUGAACAUUGAGACUUUUCUGUGUUGUUUGGAAACAGAGAAGUUACUAACCCAGAAUGUUGAGAGCUAUCCCAUCCCCAGUUUCUGCCUGUAACGGAGUCUCUUAUCAACAAGAUCAAUUUCCCCUAACAUACAUCAACCAAGUAAGGUUGGUCAAAUCCAGAUCACAAUGACACCUUUUCAAUAUGAUCAUAAUACACUAUACUCAUGUUGAUUUCAAAACUGCCAUACAUAACCAAGCAAUUAAAACGCAAUCAAAUAUGACUGAACUUCAGUCACCAAUACAGGUUACAACACUCUGCGGUCUCAGUAUUACCUGAUGCUUUAAAAAAAAAUAGAAAAGGAUCCAAACACAAAAGGGAGAAUUAUCUGUGCGGACCAUUCGCAGUAUUGACCUGCUCCUCAAUGCCCCAGAACCUCAUCUGCAUUUCUAUUCUUUCCCAGCUUGUAUGUGGAAGUAACACCCAACGGUCACUGACUUGAUGAGCUCUCUGGGUUGAGAAAAGCUGGUGCCUCUCAGACGCUGAGCUGAGCAACUUGGUUGGUUCCUCAAUGGAGUCUGUGGCCGGGAGCCCGAUGAAGGUCAAAGCCUUCGGUCACAGCUGCAGGAGGCUCAUUUCCUUUAACCCAUCACUUCUUCAACACAUCACAAUUCAAAAUGUCCCUAAAAAGGAGUCUCGUAAAAUUAUGUAAAUAUCAAAAUGUUCAAAAAAAAAUCCAUCCUCAAUAAGCUUGUAGCUCAACUCUCAAUAACAGUGAUGAAUGAUGUCUAUUGAGCACCUCAAAAAUAUGAUGGGGAACAAAUUACGCUAGCCCCUCCCCACCCCAGUCCAAAAUUUGAGAAUUUAGCAGUCCAUUUUUUUACUGAAAUCUAGAGCCAUAAUCAUUAUGCUUAAUUCUACAGAUGUAGAUGUUUGAUGACUAUUUUGAUGCUGAGAAUUUUCUUGUACAUCAGUAAAUGCAAAAUUGUAGUGUAUUCAAAGUUUAAAAAGGCUUCUAAAGUGUGUAAUUUCCACUUUAAAAGUGUCAGAAUUGAUUUGCCCUAACAAAAAAUACAUCAACCCUUACAAAAAAAAUCUCCAUUAAUUUUCAUCCACAUUUCCUGUCGCUGCAGGAUUAUUUUGUUGUUGUAGCAAACUGGCUAAAAUUAAGAUCUGUCAAAAAAGGUGUAUUUUUCUGCAUAUUUUUCUGUAUCCUCCUGACUGGUAGUUACAUUUUUUUGUAGAAUUAAAUAUGCUUCUCUGCACUAAUGUGGGUAAAAUAUUGAAAGGAAUGUGAGUCAUGCCAGCUAAGAUAGUUCCUUUGCAGUAUGCUGGGGCACGUACCACGAAACAAGUUAGCUAUUCUAACAGCAUUGAUAGCCUGAAAUGGCUUCUUGGUAGCUAGUCAUGAGUUUGGGAACCUAGAUGUCUUAGGUAAAGCCAACUUCAUAAAACGGCUAGGUGGCUAGUAGUAUUACAACAGGACCAAUCUGAGGGAGCACGUGCCCCCUAUGGGCAUGACACCUCUGCAUCUGAGCAUCAACAACACAACUGAGCAUCAACAACACACAAGUGGUCAAAUCAUUUCUGAAUUAGAUAGUCUUCCUGGACCACUGAAAUUACAUUUGAGAAAUAGUUUAUCAUAGUCCUUAUAACCUGUGUGAGGGUUACAUUUCCUCUGAGAAACCCCCUCCAGGAGUCCACUCAGCAUACUGCAAAGGAACUAACAUGCAUAGGAAAUUAGCAUUUAGUGGUCCAGUUUGUCCAGCCAUUUUGAGCCCCUUGCCAACAGCACCUUGGUAACCCUUGAUCUGUCAUGAAGUUAAGCUCAAGCCCUAGACACCCAGAGACAGCUAUACACAUAAAGCUGACACUUUCUUAAACCAGAAUAAACUCCCAAAACACAAUUUCUAGGAAAUUGCAACAAGUUGAAGACUUCUGUUUAGGGAGAUUGGGAACCUAUAUGUGCUAGCUAAAGCCAACUUCAUAAAAUUGCUAGGUGGUUAGUAGUAUUAGAGAAUAAUCUUUUGAAAUAUUAUUUUUUUCUUCAACAGGACAAAUCUGUGCAUCAAGUACACAACAAGUCCAUGGAGAACUCUUCAUGUUGAUGAAAGUUAAAGUUUGGAUAGUAAGUUCUAACACAUUUUCAUUGCCUGCCUCGACCUGAAAAUUAUUUGACCACUCCAGCCACCACUAGUCACAAGACCUUAAAAAAAGGUCCACAUUCAAAUGCCCAAAGACAACUAAAUAAAUAGCUUGCCCUACGUGUUAGUUAUCAUAAGUUCACAUAUCCUGUGCCAUAAAAUUUAACCUCUUCCAAUUGGCAGAGGCAAAGGGCAGUCUGAUUCAAAAAGAACAUACUUAUCAGAAAAGUAUUGGAUGCCUCGUGUGUCUCUCAAACAAAAGACCCAUCCUGUCCCUUCCCCCCACUGAGUUAUUCAUCCAUAGUUUUUAAACGCUUCCUAGUCAAACUUGAAUAUGGAAUGAAGAGCUAGGGCUUUGUGGCGGAAAUAUAAUUAAGCUGGUGAAAGAUGUAUAUGGUGAAGAAUAGGGAUGACAUCAGGCCAAUUUCACACUUGGCACUCGGAUGGCCGGGCCCAAGCUAGGCUCUUGCCACGCAACACAGAUCAAAGCACACUGCCACUAGCAAAAAGGCAAAAGAGGACUUAAGUAUGCUAAUCUCCAGGACAAAUAUAUUUUAAUCUUGUUAGAAUACAAGUUAAUGCCGCAGCUCAGUGACUGAACUUUAUAGAGACAAAGGGAAAGAUUCACUUUCACAACAUUUCUGAAUGAGAUGGUCUUCCAGGCCCAUUGAAAUUACAUUUGAGAAAUUGUACAAAUAGUUUAUCAUAUAGUUCUCAUUACCUGUGUGAGGGUUGCAUUUCAUCUGAGAAACCCUUUCCAACAGUCCACUCAGCAUACUGCAAAGGAACUAACAUGCAUAAAAAAUGAGCAUUUAGUGGUCCAGUUUGUCCUGCCACUUUGAGCCCCUUGCCAACAGCACCUUGGUAGCCCUUGAUCUGUCAUGAAGUUAAGCUCAAGCCCUAGACACCCAGAGACGCUAUACACACAAAGAAAAGC
Messenger RNA from Oncorhynchus kisutch (coho salmon), 7874 nucleotides. Its product is annotated as homeobox protein engrailed-2b-like. The coding region runs from base 435 to 1232 and encodes 265 amino acids. The record is from RefSeq and is a predicted model, not a curated record. The transcript is spliced from 2 exons. Gene Ontology annotation, cellular component: nucleus. Gene Ontology annotation, molecular function: DNA-binding transcription factor activity, RNA polymerase II-specific; RNA polymerase II cis-regulatory region sequence-specific DNA binding. Gene Ontology annotation, biological process: regulation of transcription by RNA polymerase II; multicellular organism development; neuron differentiation. NCBI's taxonomy places the organism in Eukaryota, Metazoa, Chordata, Actinopteri, Salmoniformes, Salmonidae.